Messenger RNA from Penicillium atrosanguineum, 273 nucleotides. RefSeq lists its product as uncharacterized. The record is from RefSeq and is a predicted model, not a curated record. NCBI's taxonomy places the organism in Eukaryota, Fungi, Ascomycota, Eurotiomycetes, Eurotiales, Aspergillaceae. The transcript has a single exon. The coding region runs from base 1 to 273 and encodes 90 amino acids.
AUGAUCUUGACAAGCCCGGUCCCGCGACCCAAGGUGGUGCCUCCCCCGGCCGGCAUGGCUAGCAUGGAAACUGCAUUGGCCGCCGAUGCUGAGUACCGCGACCUUGCGCAGGAACGGGCACGUCUUGCUGUCAAGAAAGGGGAGGUUGACCGGUCCAGGAUCGAACUUGACACCUUGGAAGCAGGGGUGCUUCAGAGGAUUGCCGCCAAUGCCCGUGACUUGGAGGAAUGCGAGGUGAUGUGGAAGCGGAAGUGGGAACGGGAACAUCCGUAG